This is a messenger RNA of Raphanus sativus (radish), 1143 nucleotides long. RefSeq lists its product as uncharacterized. Lineage: Eukaryota; Viridiplantae; Streptophyta; Magnoliopsida; Brassicales; Brassicaceae. The transcript has a single exon. The coding region runs from base 1 to 1143 and encodes 380 amino acids. The record is from RefSeq and is a predicted model, not a curated record.
AUGAAUCCGGAGCAGGGCAGGACUUCGGGAAAUACGUGGAACCGUAACCAGAGUUACGACAAAAACGUAUACUGCGAGUUCAAUCAGACCGAAGGUCACUCCACGGCUAACUGCAAAGUCGUAGGGGCAAGGCUGGCCGCGAAGCUGCUUGCUGGAGAACUUUCUGGAGUAACCAGCGUCAAGGAUCUAAUCCUCGAAUCCGACCGUCCGCCAAAAAGCAACAAGAAUCCUCCCGCGGAAACUUCGUCGCCGAGAAAUCAGACGGGAGAUAAGCGCGAGAGAAGACCGGACGAUAGGGGAAACGAUAACUCCCGAAGGAGGGUCAACAUGAUCAUAGGAGGAUCCCAAUACUGCAAGGACUCGGUCUCGGCCAUCAAGGCCUACCAACGGAAAGCCGAGUCGACUGCAAAGUAUACUCCACGGUCGCCUCCUCGAGACGAACGGAACACCUCGAUCACGUUCACUAAAGAAGAGGCCUGCGGAAUCGAUCAGCCUCACUGCGACCCCUUGGUCGUCGAUCUCGUGAUAAGAGAUCUCGAAGUCGAAAAGAUACUCAUCGACACCGGAAAUACGGUAAACUUAAUCUUCCGCGAUACCUUAAGAAGGAUGGGCGUCGACUUCGGAGAAGUCACCCCGGUACCAAAACUGCUCACGGGUUUCUCCGGAAAAACGUCCAUGACCCUGGGAUCGAUUCAGCUACCUGUCAUAGCAAAAAACGUUACCAAGAUAGUUGACUUCGCGGUGGUAGAUAGCCCGGCUAUUUACAAAGCGAUCAUGGGAACUCCAUGGCUAAACGCCAUGAAGGCCGUUCCCUCGACUUAUCACUUGGGCGUCAAAUUCCUAAUCAGGACUGGAAUCGCCAAAAUCUGGGGUUGUCAAAAACAGUCGCGACUCUGUUUCCUAGCGGAGCAUAAGUUGAGGCAGAUCACGACGACCUCCACUGUUAAACGCAAGCGAACUCAGCCUUCCGCCGAGGAUGCCCUGACAAAGGGCACAGAGACAUCUCCCGCGGAAGCAGAUACGGAGAUCGGAACCAUCCCCAACUCCGAAGACAACGUAACAACUCAGCGGGAAGAGGAAAAUCCUGAGGUGAACGUCAACCCCGUAACUAAAGCGGUCGACGAAAAACCAACCGACGAGUAA